Molecule: messenger RNA, 1686 nt
Organism: Exophiala viscosa
Lineage: Eukaryota; Fungi; Ascomycota; Eurotiomycetes; Chaetothyriales; Herpotrichiellaceae
Product: amidase
Exons: 2
Coding region: 1-1686 (561 amino acids)
Source: RefSeq, a predicted model, not a curated record
AUGGCAACCACCUCGCUUUUGCGCCUGUUGGCGGUGACAUGGUUUGCUCUGAGCGGUCUGGUGCACAGUCAAGAAUGUUUCAACUCGAGUACCGCAAUCAAUGGAAAGGCAUUUCCCCCAUUGAUUGAAGCUACGACGGAGGAUUUGAUCACUGGCUUGGAAUCAGGUCUCUUUACCAGUGUUGACCUCGUGACGGCAUACAUUGAUCGCAUUAUGGAAGUCAAUGGGACAUUACGCAUGGUCACUCAACUCAAUCCUGAUGCUCUGUCCAUAGCUGCUGAACUCGAUGCCAUGAGAGCCAAUGGUACCGUUUUGGGGCCUUUACAUGGAAUACCCAUCCUCAUCAAGAACAACAUUGCCACCGCUGACAAAAUGGACAACACUGCUGGAUCCUAUGCUUUGGCUGGAGCCAAGGUUCCCCGAGAUAGCACAAUGGCGGCAAAACUUCGUCAAGCCGGUGCAGUGAUUUUGGGAAAGACCAAUUUGUCACAAUGGGCAAACUAUCGGAGUUUUAAUACCAGCAACGGGUGGUCUGCCAUUGGAGGUCAGACCCAAGGCGCGUAUUAUCCAGAACAAGAUCCAUCAGGCUCAUCUUCUGGUAGUGCUGUGUCGAGCUCUUUGGGACUUGCACUGGCUACUUUGGGUACCGAAACCGACGGUUCCAUUCUGUCACCCUCAGAUGUCAACAAUCUUGUUGGCAUCAAACCGACCGUAGGUUUGACAUCGAGAUAUCUGGUCAUUCCUAUAUCCGAGCACCAGGACACCAUCGGUCCAAUAGCGCGAACCGUCAAGGACGCAGCAUAUGUCCUUUCGGCCAUUGCCGGAAAGUCUCCCUAUGACAACUAUACGAAUGCAAGUCCAUUCAACUCGACCCCAGAUUAUGUAGCGGCCUGCAACUUUUCCGCCUUGAGUGGAAAACGAAUCGGCGUCCCUAGAAACCUGAUCGACCUGGUGGCAGACCCUACAGCUGCACCAAUUGUGCCAGUCUUCAAUGCAGCGCUUGAUAUCCUGCGAGCUGCUGGAGCUACCAUCGUCGAAAACACCAACUUUACUGGUUACGAGGCUCUCAACGAGGGCAACUACAGCAACAUUGUCCUUGAGGCCGAUUUCAUCACUGAUUUACCCAAGGAAUAUCUGUCGAAGCUCACGUACAAUCCCAACAACAUAACUUCAGUCGCGGAUUUGGACAACUUCACACACUCAUUCCCUCUUGAGGAUUGGCCUGAAAGAGACACUUUGAUCUGGGAUGGGGCGUUGGAGCUUGGAUACGGCAACACUUCACCGGAAUUCUGGUCGAAUUACACCAUGAACACCUACUUGGCCGGUCCUUUGGGCGUGACUGGAGCUCUGGCGAACUACUCUCUUGAUGCUCUUGUCCUACCCACCGAAUUCUCACCAAACUUUCCCGCCUUGAUCGGUUCACCCGUCGUGACUGUCCCGCUAGGCGCGUACCCUGCAAACACGACAGUGCUGCGGAACGGAUUUGGAAACUUGAACGCUAUCUUCCCCAAUCUACCGUUCGGAAUCAGCUUCAUGGGACCACAUUUCAGUGAAGAGCUGCUGAUUGGCCUGGCGUACGCUUUCGAGCAGAGAACUUUGGUUCGCAACACUAUAACACCAUACCUUGAGGCGACAACCGAAUUGGUUGAUGUGGUCAACAAGAAGCGAAAACUUAGUAAGGCAUAA